Molecule: messenger RNA, 5118 nt
Organism: Limulus polyphemus (Atlantic horseshoe crab)
Lineage: Eukaryota; Metazoa; Arthropoda; Merostomata; Xiphosura; Limulidae
Product: probable citrate synthase 2, mitochondrial
Exons: 6
Coding region: 57-992 (311 amino acids)
Biological process (GO): tricarboxylic acid cycle; carbohydrate metabolic process
Cellular component (GO): mitochondrial matrix
Source: RefSeq, a predicted model, not a curated record
AAUCAGUGUCCAAAGCAUGGGCGGAGAGAGCUGACUUACCCUCACAUGUUGUAACAAUGCUGAACAACUUUCCAUUACAUCUUCAUCCAAUGUCCCAGUUCAGUGCAGCUAUUACAGCAUGUAACACGGAAAGCAAGUUUGCCGAGGCCUACUCUAAAGGUGUUUCCAAAGCAAGUUACUGGGAGUACAUGUUUGAAGAUUCUAUGAAUUUAAUUGCAAAGUUACCACCGAUUGCUGCCACAAUCUAUCGUAACUUGUAUAGAGACGGAAGCAGUAUUGGUGCCAUAGAUAAGGAGAAAGACUGGUCGGCAAAUUUUACAUCGAUGCUUGGCUACGAUAAUCCAACGUUGACAGAAUUAAUGAGAUUGUACCUUACUAUCCAUAGUGAUCACGAAGGAGGUAAUGUCAGUGCUCACACUGUUCAUCUGAUUGGAAGUGCCCUUUCUGACCCCUACUUAGCAUUUGCAGGUGGUAUGAAUGGCCUUGCCGGGCCUCUCCAUGGACUAGCAAAUCAGGAAGUAUUGGUUUGGCUCACGAAACUGCAAAAAGAUUUGGGACCAGAUGCAAGUGAAGAACUAGUUAAAGAGUUUGUUUGGAAAACAUUAAAAUCUGGCCAGGUUGUGCCAGGUUAUGGACAUGCUGUUCUGAGGAGGACUGACCCACGUUACAUUGUUCAACGAGACUUUGCACUGAAACACCUUCCUGAAGACCCAUUGUUCAAGCUCGUUUCUCAGCUGUACAAAAUUGUCCCUCAGAUCCUGCUUGAACUGGGAAAAGUGAAGAACCCGUGGCCGAAUGUUGAUGCUCAUAGUGGAGUUCUGUUACAAUAUUUUGGAAUGACGGAAAUGCAGUUCUACACUGUUUUGUUUGGCGUGUCUCGGGCCUUGGGAACUACUGCCUCAAUGGUCUGGGACCGUGCCCUUGGCCUUCCAAUUGAACGACCCAAGUCCAUGACAACAGAAGGUUUAAUGAAGCUUGUUGGUGCUGUUUAAUCCUCUCUUUGUAGUAAAAGAUGAGAUACCUUUAAAGACUGGUUAGAUUUCUUAAUAUAUAUUUACAGUCAGCAACCUCAGAAUAGAAAUUGUGGUACUUGUAUUCUGAGUUGUAGUUUUGGGUACUUGUAUGAGUAAACAGACUUGGUAGUUGGAGUAAAAUAGAAGUUAUGUUUUUACCUCGUGUUAACCAAUCAGAAGACUAGUUACAUUUACUCUGUAGUAAACAACUUCUUUGAUAAAAGAUUAUUUUUUUAGAAAAAAGGUAGUACAGAUUGAAAAUAGUUUGUACUAAAUUGCUUUAAAGCAAAAUAUCCAGGGUUUCAGGUGACAAAUGGUGAGUUUGGCUAUGUGAUUUUAAAUUUAUAUGACCAACUUUUUUUUUUCUCUAGAACAAAAAUGUGGGAUGAAGAAUUAGAGAUAAUUACUUAUCUAAAAAUGUUUUAGAGAUUUGCAUGUUUGUUCAAAAAAAACAUUUACCACAAGAAAUUACUUAGUGUGUAAGUUAAUCAUUUCCAUAUGUUUAAAGUAUGUAUCAUGUGAUAAAUGAAAAACAUUUACCACAAGAAAUUACUUAGUGUGUAAGUUAAUCAUUUCCAUAUGUUUAAAGUAUGUAUCAUGUGAUAAAUGAAACACAUUUACCACAAGAAAUUACUUAGUGUGUAAGUUAAUCAUUUCCAUAUGUUUAAAGUAUGUAUCAUGUGAUAAAUGAAACAUCUGACUCUUCGCUUGUAAUAAGUUUUAAAUUAAUGAUUAGUUGCUUCUUGAUUUAAUUAAUAAACGAUACUAGGGAAGUUUCCCAGAUUUUUGUUAGUCUUUAAGAUGAAUUCCUGUGAGAUUUUUAGUGAGAAUAUUUGUAGAAAAAAAUCAUUAAUUAGAAUCUCAGCUUUGAUAGAAGUAAGUAAGCUCAUUAAGCUUCAUCAGUUGGUUGCAAGAUUCUGUGUUCACUGUGGUCUUAAUGUUCGGAUGAAAUAAAUCCAUAUUUUAUGGAAUUUAAAAGGUAUCCAACAAUUAUCCAAAUAUUGCUGCAAACAUAAAAAAAAUUUGGAGGUGAGAAGUUUUUGCUAAGGUUUUAAAAAAACUAAAAGGUUGUAUCAGUUCAUCAUAUUUUUCAUAAUCAGGUUUAGAUACCAAAAAACAAUAAUGUACACCUACUGCACAUUGGCCAGUAAGGACAACUGAAGGUUAUGUUACAUUACGAUGUAGGGCAGUGUUGGAAGAUUUGUUUGUUAGCUAGGAAUUUGAAGAUAGUUCUAAACAUUUGAAUGUUCAUCAGGUGCCAUUCAAGCAGUGUCAGAUUUUUUUUCUCCUUUGUUACCAGAAAAUGUUUAACAAUAUUUGAACAGUUAUCACACGUUAAAUGUCCCUCACAUGGAAAAUUCGAUCUUUGGAUUUGUAUAAUAUCUGUUACUUAUGCAGACAUUAUACCUAGCUGCCCUUCUGUGCAUUAGAGCAGGCCAUUAUUGUGAAACACAGGAGGGGGUACAUUUAGUGGCUGCAUUGCUUCAUUAAAAAGUACUAAGUGCAUAGUGUACAAGACAUAAGAGAAAUGUCAUUUCAAACAGCGAAUGCUUUUCACAGCUGUACUGUCUCUCGUUUAACUUUUUGUUAUAGUCUGAGGUCCGUAUUUACUUUUUUACCAAAGUUUUCCUGUUUUUUAAAUAAUUAUUUUCAUUAUUAUUUAUACGUUUGGCUGAAAUUUGAGGCAUAUAUUUAAUUAAUCAACAAAAAAUGUGACUGAUAAUAACACACACACACACACACACUCUUGUUUGUAACUUUCUUAUAGUUGAUAGUAUGCAAGUAUUUUCUCGUUGAACCGCUAAUGUUAUUCAGCCUUGUUUUGCUGUUUAUUUAUUAUUAUCUUGUUUAUUAGAUAUGUGUAAUUAAUCGACAGUGUUGUUAACAAAAUAAAAUGUGACUGAUAACAUUCAUUUAUUGUUGAAGCUCCAUGUUUAUUUUCUAAUCGAACUGUUAUUUAUAGUUUGCUCCAUUUGGCUGUUUAUUUAUUAUUAUUAUGUUUGUUAGGUAUGUUUAAUUAAUCAACAGUUUUAUGUUAAAAGGUCUACGAUUGUUAGCCUGCUUGGAAUGGUGAGUGUUAAGUAAAGAUUUGUUUUGCUUAAGUUAGCUGUAGUUUUUUUAAUUGGCCACAAGAGGGUACUCUUGCAGUGCAAGCUUACUGUGCUAUAAGGACAUCACACUUAGUAUAAAAUAUUUAUAUCUAAGCAAUGUACAUUUUUUAUUUAAGAUAUAAAACAUCAUUAAUGUUUUAUUUCAUUUAUGUGGUUUAAGUGUAAAAUGGAAGUUUAAAAUCAAAUAUAAACUAGUGGUUAUGGUGGCAUCAUCAGUAAAUUAAUCAAAUUAAUAUUAUCAAAAGUUCAAACUGGUGUUUGGUACUGUGUUCCAAACCUUCGAAGGUUAGAAUCCACCCCUCAUUACAGCUCUGUGAUAAUGUUUAAUUUAUUUUAUGUUAGACAUUUCAACACAUUUUUAGUCUGAUCCGUUUAUUAUUGGCCUACUAUCACAUCAGUUCUUUUUCUGUAGCACUAACUGAUAUUUAAGAGGUCUGGCUGGCAUACGUGCCCAUAAUUUUUCUAUUUUCUUGGCUGAUCUUUUAUCAGCUUUCUAUUCAUGCAAUGCAUAAAAUAUAGUAUCUGUUAUACAUAAAUUGUCUCAGUGCCCGUAUCACUCUAAACUAGUUAUAUUUGCAGAUAAUUGUAGGGAUCAAACAUCUCAUUUGUCCACAGAAUCUGUAUUGUUUUUCUCUCGGACAGGCAAACAAUUUUCAAUUUAUGAUAAAGUAAGAAAAGCAGUUGGAAAAACUGUUACAGUUUCAUUAUGAAAAUGUCUACAAAAGAAGUAGAUGUAUAGAAGGUUACGGAUAAUAACGUAUAGCGUAGAUAAUAUGUACUUCCCUUGAAGGUGUUUAUAAACAUGUUGAAAAACAUCUCUCAUCAAUAUCAUCUGAAUAAUACACUUUUAGAAUAAUGCACUCUGAUAAAAGUUUUUAUUUAUUUAGACCUGUAUUAUUGACUGUUGUCUAUAUUUUCGUAAGGUUUGUUUUAUUCUGUUUUUUACUUUCUCUAACUGAACUUUAUAUUUAGUCAUUAAUUUUAGCACCUAACUCAUGAGAACUUUAUUUUAUUUUAAUUUAUAUAUUUAUUGCUACUCCUUCACCUCCCUUUUUUUUUUGUGUGUGUGUAUUUAUUAAAUUCAAUAGUUUAACUUGAAAGAAAUAACUGAUACUUAAGUGUAGUAAAAAGUGUUCUCGUUGUUUUCUCCAAACAGUUUUCAUGUAGUUUUGCGAAAUGAUUGAGACGAGGUGUUAGUCUUACUAAUGGUAUAAUUAUUUGGACUAUUAUUCUCGUGUUUAUUCUGUGUAUUACUAUUUUCACAAUGUUUCGACCAAUGAAUUCUCUGUCUGUUGUCAUGUUUUAUAUCAGAUCUUUUCUUCCUUCUUUUUUCUAUUUUCAAGUGGUUCAAGUGCCCGUAUUCAGGAUCACAAGUUCAGGGGUUCGAAUCCUGUUAAUUUCACAAAAAGCUUUCUGGUUGCGAUGCAUACAAAAAAACCCCAAAAAAACCUGAUAUAACACCUGAUGACAACCGGAGAAUUUACUGGUCGAAACAUUGUGAAAAUAAUAAUAAUACGCAUAAUAACGUCGAGAAUAAUAGUCCGUAUGAUUAUACCAUAAGGUUUCAUGUAGUUUUCUAAGAAGUAAAAUAUAAUUCAAAACAUCAUUUUUAAACUCUCUUCAUCUUAUGAUCCAUUGAGGUUUAGAUAAUCAUUUAAAGUGUUUCCUGUUCUUUUUGUUACAUGUAUAAAUGUUGUGUUGUCCCAAGUUAAGUCAGCUGUGUAAGUUUUGUUAGCAGUUCCCUUCUUACCUCAUUAGGUUUGAAAUGACAUGUCUUUCAAUAACAAUAAUUGUGGUUUUAUAUAUUUAUAUAGAAAAAAAGUUUACACAAUCUUGUGUGCCUAUAUACCAAGAAACCCUGGAUGUAGCAUUUGUUAUCCAGUAAAGCCAUUAUGUGUGAAUGUUCUUAUUUUGACGCAUUUAUCUGGAUUGUAGACUUUAUUUUUGAUUAAAUAAAAUUAUGCCCAUUUAAUGUGGCAGUAGGUUUUUACAUA